Suillus subaureus is the source of this 1982-nucleotide messenger RNA. Its product is annotated as pheromone A receptor-domain-containing protein. The coding region runs from base 227 to 1657 and encodes 476 amino acids. The transcript has 6 exons. Gene Ontology annotation, biological process: G protein-coupled receptor signaling pathway. Gene Ontology annotation, molecular function: mating-type alpha-factor pheromone receptor activity. The record is from RefSeq and is a predicted model, not a curated record. NCBI's taxonomy places the organism in Eukaryota, Fungi, Basidiomycota, Agaricomycetes, Boletales, Suillaceae. Gene Ontology annotation, cellular component: membrane.
CUGAUUCAUUGUUCAUUCAAAUUGGCCAACAAUAGACGACCGUCACAGGGGUAUGUGAUGUGACUACUGGUGUCCGUUGCGUAACAAAAACAACAAAGGCCACAGUUAUCGACUAACUCCGCUUCGUCAUUGUCUGCAGCAUUAUCAUAAAGAUGAGAGCCAGAGUCCACUGUGGAUUUGUUCCCAAUCUUUGUUUCCGUCGCCGACGACGGUGCCAAAUAUUGCAAUGAGCUAUAGUGCGAAUCCAACGUAUCCCCUCCUCCCCGUUAUCUCUUUCUUGGGUUUUUUUCUUGUUCUCAUCCCCUUCCCAUGGCAUCUGCAAGCAUGGAAUGCAGGCACUUGUGUCUAUAUGAUCUGGGUUGCCAUCUCAUGUCUUAUCCAAUUUGUGAACUCUAUCAUCUGGCGUAACAGCGCUUUGAAUGUUGCACCUGUAUGGUGUGAUAUCUCAACCAAAUUACUCAUUGGAGCCAGCAUUGGGAUCCCUGCCUCUGCGUUGUGUAUUAGUCACCGCUUGUACACCAUAGCUGUCAUAAAAACUGCGUCGGCAACGCGUGAGGAUAAAUGGCGUGCUCUCAUCAUCGAUCUUUCCAUUUCGAUCGGUAUCCCUGUCAUAGUUAUGGCACUUCACUACAUUGUUCAAGGGCACCGUUUCGAUAUCCUUGAAGAUGUUGGUUGCUGGCCAGCGACUUACAAUGUAAUACCAGCAUAUUUCCUGGUCUACAUGUGGCCUUCACUACUUGGCUGCAUUUCCUUCGUUUACUCUGGCCUGGCUUUUGCUGCAUUCUAUAAACGCCGUAUGACGUUCAACUCCCUCAUGGCAGGCAACAGUCCGAUGAAUGCCAACCGUUACGUCCGUUUGAUGAUGUUAUCAGUCAUCGAAAUGGCUUUCACUGUGCCAAUUAGUAUCUACAGUGUCUAUAUCUCCGGCACGAGCAUACCCAUGCAAUCAUGGGUAUCUUUUUCAGACACACAUUACAAUUUUUCAUACAUCGGUCUCAUUCCCGCCGCCGAAUGGACCAGCAAUUCAGUUUACAAACGAUCCAUCGAUUUGACUCAGUGGCUCUUUCCGGUUUGCGCCUUCAUGUUCUUUGCUCUCUUUGGCUUCGCGAGUGAAGCGAGAAAGCACUACCGGCCAUACUUCCUUUGGAUUGCAAAGCGCUUCGGCUACAACCCUCCUGUAACUCAGACAUGGAGGCCGUGUGCUCCCAGGUUGAAAGCCAAACCCAUUGGUACAUUGCCAGUUUACAGCACCCCUGCACCUCCUCGAAUCAAACUCCAGUCAUCAUUUACGCAUGUCCUCGACCUUAAGAGCUCUGACGUUUACCAAAAUGUCGAGAAAUAUGCUGAUUUACCAUCGCCGCUGCCCCCAUACUCUAAAGAAAAACUCUCUGAGGACCUCUCGCGCACAUCUUCAAAGUAUUCACGAUCUCACGUAGAGGCAUGUACAAUUGAUACCGACCUCGAAACGCCAUCUGAGGCUCAUUCCUGGCAAUCAUCGCGGGAGCGCCGCACGGCACAUUAUAUUACCCCCGCUUACCACCGUUCCUUUUCGUCACCCAGCCUGUACCCUGCUGCUGUUGACCUGGACGGCUCCAUGCAGUCAUCAUCUGCGUCCGUCGCAAUCGUGAGAAACCACACCACCCAUGGAUAUCUAUGAUCUUUCUUUUUUCGUCAUGACGUGUCCAUUAUAUCUGGACUAGGGGCUAAUGCCCUGUUUGAUUACCUUCACGCUACGUUGAUUAGUGUACUACCAUCAUUAUGUUUCACCAUCGUUUGGCUAGCUUACUAUAUUCGUCGUCCACCCUUCUCGAUUUUCGUUCAUUUUUUAUGCUAGAUUGACAAAUAGUUCUACAGUGACUUGCACACUCCUGAUCCUGCCCAAGUACGAUCUAUGAAAUUAUUAUGAUUUAUGUACAUGUCUAGCCGGUUUGAAUGAAAAAUGUGAUGGACGAUAUGUCAGACUAAAUUAUCGCCCUGUGGUC